AUGGAUCUUGGCAACCUCCCUAGAGCUACCGGCCAGCUGGGCUUGGACCCAGCCUACCGCCCAAUUGCAGUUCUGCUGAUCAACCCCAAUGCCACUGAAACCAUGACGCUCAACUGCCUGGAGUCGCUGCUUGGCUGCGUGCCACCGGACACCGUGGUGUACGGGUAUACCGCGCCAGCUCCGGCCCCGCUGACAAUCGAGUGCGCCGUGGACGGAAUCAUGUCUGCCAGCGCAAUCAUCCGGGAUCUCAGAGCCAAGGAGGCUGGAAACUACUUUGAUGCGUUCCUGGUGGCCUGUUUUUCGCACCAUCCGCUCACCGAUGCGCUGCGCGAGGAGUUCGAUAAGCCCGCUGCCGGCAUCAUGGAGUCAGCCAUCUACACAGCCAGGAUACUGGGCUACACAUUCGGCAUUGUGUCUACCGAUGCCAGAGCCGAGCCGAGACACAGACAGAGCGUGGAGGCUUAUGGCAUGACAAGGUUCUACGUGGGGGCAGCCUCGUCUGGCUACACGGUGGCAGAGCUCAAGACAGCGCCUUUCGAAGACGUGGUGGCAGCCAUGGGUGAGGCAUCAAUGUCUCUGGUGAAGCAACGCGGGGCCGACUGUUUACUCCUCGGUUGUGCAGGCAUGACUCAGAUGAAGGCCAAAAUGGAGGAGCUGGUUGGCCCCACAGUCCAGGUUCUUGACGGCGCAUUAUGUGGCGUGAAUAUUCUGUCAGGACUAGUCCGGAUGGGCUGUAAGACGAGCAAAAACAGUCUCUUCAGGUCGUCUAUGGAUGCCCGGCUCCAGCGAAACCAAACAUACUUGUGA
Molecule: messenger RNA, 807 nt
Organism: Ogataea polymorpha
Lineage: Eukaryota; Fungi; Ascomycota; Pichiomycetes; Pichiales; Pichiaceae
Exons: 1
Coding region: 1-807 (268 amino acids)
Source: RefSeq, a predicted model, not a curated record